Molecule: messenger RNA, 1421 nt
Organism: Pan troglodytes (chimpanzee)
Lineage: Eukaryota; Metazoa; Chordata; Mammalia; Primates; Hominidae
Exons: 1
Coding region: 1-870 (289 amino acids)
Source: RefSeq, a predicted model, not a curated record
AUGGCGUCGCUAACAAGGACGCCACCCAGGGCGUCGCUAAGGAGGACGCCGCCCACGGCGUCGCUAAGGAGGAUGCCGCCCACGGCGUCGCUAAGGAGGAUGCAGCCCACACCGUCGCUAAGCAGGACGCCGUCCACGGCGUCGCUAACGAGGUCGCCGCCCAGGGCGUCGCUAACGAGGUCGCCGCCCACGGCGUCGCUAACGAGGAUGCCGCCCACGGCGUCGCUAACGAGGAUGCCAUCCAGGGCGUCGUUAACGAGGACGCCCUCCACGGCGUCGCUCACGAGGAUGCCGCCCAGGCGAUCGCUAAGCCGGAUGCCGCCCACGGCAUCGCUAACGAGGUCGCCGCCCAGGGCAUCGCUAACGAGGUCGCCGUCCACGGCAUCGCUAUCGAGGACGCCGUCCAGGGCGUCGCUAACGAGGCCGCCGCCCAGGGCAUCGCUACCGAGGACGUCGCCAACCGCAUCGCUGAGGAUGCUGCCCAUGGCAUCACUAACGAGGAGGCCGCCCAGGCCAUCGCUAAGCAGGACGCCGCCCACGGCAUCACUAACGAUGAGUCCGCCCAGGGCGUCGCUAACGAGGUCGCCGCCCAGGGCGUCGCUAACGAGGAUGCCGUCCACGGCGUCGCUAACGAGGUCGCCGUCCACGGCGUCGCUAACGAGGACCCCGUCCAGGGCGUCGCUAACGAGGACGCCGCCCACGGCGUCGCUAACGAGGUCGCCGUCCAGGGCGUCGCUAACGAGGACGCCGUCCAGGGCGUCGCUAACGAGGACGCCGUACACAGCAUCGCUAACAAGGACUCCGUAUACGACAUCGCUAAUGAGGAUGCCGUAUAUGACAUCGCUAAUGACACCGUACAAGGCACGCUAACAAGGACGCUGUACAGGACAUCGCUAAUGAGGACACCAUACAAGGCAUCGGUAAUGAGGACGCUGUAUACGACAUCGCUAACGAGGACACCGUACAAGCCGUCGCUAACAAGGACACUGUACACAACAUCGCUAAUGAGGGCACCGUACAAGACAUCACCAAUGAGGGCGCUUUAUACGACAUUGCUAAUGAUACCGACAAGGCACGCUAACGCGGACGCUGUACACGACAUCGCUAAUGAGGACACCGUAUAAGACAUCGCUAGUAAGUAUCGCAAGAACAAAAAACCAAACACUGCAUAUUCUCACUCAUAGGUGGGAAUUGAACAAUGAGAUCACAUGGACACAGGAAGGGGAAUAUCACACUCUGGGGACUGUUGUGGGGUGGGGGGUGGGAGGGAUAGCAUCGGGAGAUAUACCUAAUGCUAGAUGACGAGUUAGUGCGUGCAGCACACCAGCAUGGCACAUGUAUACAUAUGUAACUAACCUGCACAAUGUGCACAUGUACCCUAAAACUUAAAGUAUAAUAAUAAAAAAAGACAUUGCUAGUGA